UGUGUGAGCCGGGAGGAAUCGGUGUGUCGGGUCUCCGGUAUGGGCAGGCGUCUCAGUCCUCAACUUUUAACCGGAGAUUUUUUUUUUUACCACAGUUACGCUACAUUUGCCACUGUUUAUACGACCUGAGAAUGGAUUUCUGAAUGGAAUAACCGGGAAGUGAGUCCGCAGUGAGCGCAUUCGACCGUUUGAAUUCAUUUUCUUUUUUGUUGUUCGAGUUGUUGAAAGAAGAGGGGAAAAUGCCAGUUGCAACUCUUCUGCCUUUCACCGCGACCCCGAAUAGGAAGUCUGCCAGCCCGACCUCCUUCAGGUUGACAGAGAAAUUCAUACUGUUACUAGUGUUUAGCGCUUUUAUAACCCUAUGUUUCGGGGCCAUCUUCUUCCUACCUGACUCGUCCAAGCUGCUUAGCGGAGUUUUCUUUCAUGCCUCCACGGUGGAGACCAACACCCGCACCGGUCCGGACAGCAGCGACCAAGCUUCGGCUGGAAACGACGAGAGGGUCCUGGCCAAAAUCCGAAAAGACCACGAAAAAGCCCUGUUAGAGGCUAAGGAUACUUUGCAGAAACGUCCCGAAGUGAUACAAAAAGACAUUUUAAAUGAUAAGGAGAAAGUUGCAAAGGAGAACGCGGGUCAAGGUGGGAACGAUUUACCUUUCGUCGAGUAUCACCGCCCGCCCGGGGCGACCGGACACGAGCCCCAGGACCCCGAGACCAAGGAGAGACGGGCCAAGAUCAAAGAGAUGAUGAAACAUGCGUGGGGCAGCUACAGGCGCUACGCCUGGGGUUCCAAUGAGCUCCGGCCCGUCUCCAAGCAAGGCCACUCCAGCAAUCUAUUUGGCAGUAUAAAGGGAGCUACAAUAGUGGACGCUCUGGAUACCCUCUACAUCAUGGAGAUGUUUGAGGAGUUUGAUGCUGCUACCGACUGGGUGGAGAAGAACCUCGACUUUAAUGUGAAUGCCGAAGUCUCCGUGUUUGAGGUGAACAUUCGGUUCGUUGGAGGUCUGCUGUCCGCCUACUACCUGUCUGGGAAAGAGGUAUAUCGUAGGAAGGCGGUGGAGUUGGGUGAAAAGUUGCUGCCCGCCUUCAAAACGCCCACCGGGAUCCCCUGGGCUCUGCUUAACCUCAAGAGUGGUAUUGGCAGAAACUGGCCCUGGGCUUCGGGUGGCAGCAGCAUCCUGGCGGAGUACGGCACCCUGCAUCUUGAGUUCAUGCACCUCAGUAAACUCUCGGGGAAUCCUGACUUCGCACAGAAGGUGAUGAACAUCCGAAAAGUACUGAAUCGCCUGGACAAACCACAGGGGCUUUACCCCAAUUACCUGAACCCCAAUAGCGGCCAGUGGGGCCAACAUCACGUUUCCGUGGGGGGCCUAGGGGAUAGUUUCUAUGAGUAUCUGCUCAAGGCCUGGCUGAUGUCUGACAAGGCUGACGAAGAGGGGAAGAAGAUGUAUUAUGAUGCCCUGCAGGCGAUAGAAACCAACCUGAUGAGGAAGUCGACCAGCGGGCUGACCUACAUCGCCGAGUGGAAGGGGGGGCUGCUGGAGCACAAGAUGGGCCACCUGACCUGCUUCGCGGGGGGCAUGAUCGCACUGGGCGCCGACGGGGCGCCCGGCGACAAGACGGGCCACCAGAUGGAGCAGGCCGCUGAGAUCGCCCGGACCUGCCACGAGUCCUACGCCAGAACCGCUUUGAAGCUGGGCCCCGAAGCCUUCCGCUUUGACGGCGGCGUUGAGGCCAUCGCCACUCGCCAGAACGAGAAAUACUUCAUCCUCCGUCCCGAGGUCAUCGAGACCUACAUGUACAUGUGGAGGUUCACCCAUGACCCCAAAUACAGGGAGUGGGGCUGGGAGGCUGUUCAGGCUUUAGAGCAGCACUGUAGAGUAGAAGGAGGCUACAGCGGCGUCAGAGACGUCUACGCUUCAACCCCCAACCACGACGACGUGCAGCAGAGCUUCUACUUGGCCGAGACACUCAAGUAUCUCUACCUGCUCUUCUCCGACGACGACCACCUGCCCUUCGACCACUGGGUGUUCAACACCGAGGCUCACCCUCUGCCCGUCAUCAAGAAGGACAAGACGGACCUCCCCAACGAGGUGGAGUAGCCGACCCGCCCUGAAGCACGUGGGAGAACCUUUGAUCCUGUACGCCUGAGCCUCCAGCCUUUAGCCAUUUGGAUCCCCGAACGUUACAGGCGCCUCUUGAUUGGGAUUUCACCCGUUUUUUUUUUUUUUU
Pungitius pungitius (ninespine stickleback) is the source of this 2229-nucleotide messenger RNA. RefSeq names its product mannosidase, alpha, class 1A, member 1 (gene man1a1). Gene Ontology annotation, molecular function: mannosyl-oligosaccharide 1,2-alpha-mannosidase activity; calcium ion binding. Lineage: Eukaryota; Metazoa; Chordata; Actinopteri; Perciformes; Gasterosteidae. Gene Ontology annotation, cellular component: extracellular exosome; endoplasmic reticulum; Golgi membrane. Gene Ontology annotation, biological process: carbohydrate metabolic process; mannose trimming involved in glycoprotein ERAD pathway. The record is from RefSeq and is a predicted model, not a curated record. Bases 240 to 2099 code for a protein of 619 amino acids. The transcript is spliced from 12 exons.